AUGUUCUCCCUCAAAAUAUUAUUGUCUAGAUGGGAAAUCCUCAGCUGGGGAAAUCCUCAGCUGCAGAAUUCUGGUUGCCAUGAGAGAUAUCAUUUCACUGAAUUUCUCCUCCUAGGAAUGACAGACAUCCAAGUACUGCAGCCUGUUCUCUUUGUGGUUUUCCUUGCAAUUUACAUUGUCAAUGUGACUGGGAAUGGAGUCAUCAUGAUGGUUGUCCUCUCUGAUUCAAGACUCCAUUCUCCUAUGUAUUUUUUCCUGGGAAACCUGUCAUGUCUAAAUAUCUGCUACUCCACAGUGACUCUGCCAAAGAUGCUGGAGAACUUCCUCUCUACCCACAAAGCAAUUUCUUUCUUGGGAUGCAUAAGCCAGCUUCAUUUCUUCCACUUCGUAGGCAGCAUAGAGGCCAUGUUGUUGGCCGUGAUGGGCUUUGACCGCUUUGUGGCUAUCUGCAAACCACUUCGUUAUACUCUUAUCAUGAAUCAUCAGGUCUGUACCCAGAUUGCUGUCACUAUCUGGAUCACUGGGUUUUCCCAUUCUCUACUGCACUCAGUAAUGACCUCUCACUCAAACUUCUGUGGUUCCAACUGCAUUCAUCAUUUCUUCUGUGAUGUUAAGCCAUUGCUGGAGUUGGCCUGUGGAAACACUGACCUCAAUGAAUGGCUACUUCAUUCUGUGACAGGGACCAUUGCCAUAAGCCCAUUCUCUCUAACCCUUCUCUCCUAUUUCUUUUUUUUAUACCAUUUACUUUUCAGGAGUGUCAACCAAAUAAUCCUUCUUAACUGUGAAUUUGAAUACUCAACCAGAUUAUGA
Molecule: messenger RNA, 810 nt
Organism: Budorcas taxicolor (takin)
Lineage: Eukaryota; Metazoa; Chordata; Mammalia; Artiodactyla; Bovidae
Product: olfactory receptor 12D1-like
Exons: 3
Coding region: 1-810 (269 amino acids)
Biological process (GO): G protein-coupled receptor signaling pathway
Cellular component (GO): membrane
Molecular function (GO): G protein-coupled receptor activity; olfactory receptor activity
Source: RefSeq, a predicted model, not a curated record